Molecule: messenger RNA, 1749 nt
Organism: Capronia epimyces CBS 606.96
Lineage: Eukaryota; Fungi; Ascomycota; Eurotiomycetes; Chaetothyriales; Herpotrichiellaceae
Exons: 1
Coding region: 1-1749 (582 amino acids)
Cellular component (GO): cytoplasm
Molecular function (GO): exopolyphosphatase activity
Source: RefSeq, a predicted model, not a curated record
AUGGACUCUGGCAUUGACUCCGACGCCGACGCCGACGCCGACAUGCCGUCCCUGAGUACCUACCUAUCUCAUGUUCGCCGUCUAGUGUUUCGACCGAAGAGGGCCUCGUCGACCGGAGGCACAAACGCGUCAGGCUCGGGCAACGAACAGUUGAUACUCGUGAUGGGAAACCCCUCUGCCGACCUGGACAGCUUUGUGUCGGCGGUCGUGCUGUCGUACUUCUACAACUUCCAUUCCAACUCGCGAAUAGCACAUAGCACCGGCUCUUCCUCCGCACCUCCAGGGAACGAACAUGGUACCAAGACUACGGAGAGGUAUGUGCCCGUCCUGAAUCUGCCUAGCGUAAAAGCCCAUGAAUUAUGGCGACUCAGACCUGAGUUUGGGGUUGCGAUGCGGUGCGCUUUGGGCGAGUCUGCCAGCGAAGUCCGGAACGAGAGCGAAAGGGAUGCGUGUACGCAAGGCAAAGGCGCAGUCAUAGACAAGGUCACGCAAUUGGAGGAUCUGAUUACGAUCGCCGACGUCAAAAGUGAUCCGGAGUCAAUCUUCCAUUCUCUAUUCUCGGACUCGGAUAAGGCCAGGGAGCUGCGAGCAUCUGAGCAGAGACCGGUUGAGGACUCCAGCAACAUUACUCCUACUACGACGGGCGACCCACUACCACUAUUUCUCGUGGACCAUAAUGCGCCAUCAAUCCCUGGCCUGUCCGACGAAAGCAUACACUCUCGUUUCACCGUGGUCGGCUGCAUCGAUCACCAUGCUGACGAAGGCUACGUGGCCCAAGACGCAUCGCCCCGGAUCAUCACCACAGGUAUAGGCAGCUGCACGAGUCUCGUGGUCAAGCACCUUAUAGACCGCGGCAUGUGGCCCAGGCCCUGUAUGAAAGGUGGCCAUGAUCGUGAUAGUAGCAGUGGCGGUAGUGGCAAUCCGUCAACCACAAUGCAUGGAGCCGGUUCAAGCAUCCAAGAAAUCAGCAGACUUGCCCUUGCACCCAUCUUGAUCGACACCUCCAAUCUCAAAGGUAAAGGAGACAAGUGUUCCGACAUAGACCGCGAGGCUGUUGCAUUUCUCGAAUCGGGCCUGACCCCGGCACGUCGCAACUCGACCACGAACGCGAAAGCAGAAUCCAGUUCGGAUUCAGGUGUGCACCCUCCAGCGAGCUCGGACAACGCAUAUACAGCGUGGGAUCGCGAUGCGUUCUACCACGCCAUCGCCAACACCAAAGCGAACUCGCUCAACCUCCUGACCAUGCAGGAAACGUUCGACCGGGACUACAAAGUCUGGCGCGAGCCUGUAGAGAGCAUAUCCAGUCCCGAGUCGUCGACAGCGUCGACCUCCGAGCCUGAACAGGUCGGUGUCAACAUCGGCAUGUCCAGUCUCGUCAAGCCGCUCUCGUGGCUCGUCAAGCACGCAGGCGGCGUGGACAAGUUCGUCCAAGAAGUCCAGGCCUUCGCCACGGCGCAAGAUCGGAACUUGGGCGUCUUCGGCAUGUUGACCCGCGCCGGGCAGGGCAAGGAGGUGGUUGUCCUUGUCUUGGACGAAAGCUUGAACAGGUUGAGGUUGAUUCCGCAGUUCCAAGAAACCGCUGGAGAGUUGAAGCUGAACGAUUGGAACGAGGAUGCGGCGUUGAUGGACGCUUUCGACAAGAGCUUGUCGUGCCGUAACGGUCGCUGCAAGAUCUGGUGGAUGGGCGAUACGAGUAAAAGUCGGAAACAGGUCGGGCCGUUGUUGAGGGAGGCUGUUAGAAAUGUGUGA